AUGGCGGAUGCUAUCAAGUCGCCAUCCAGGCCUCAAUAUUGUCAUGAUGUAUCUUGGAAUCCCCUGAGCUACAGAUGGCCCAGCGUAAUCUUUAACCAACAUUACGGCCUGCCUCCGUUAUUGGACCCUCAAGACCUCAGCUGGAUGGAAGGCAUCUUCAGAAGGCUGGGGACAUCAUCUUGGCCCGGGUACUUGCGCACACCCGUGUUCGCUCCCUUUACUCAGGCCUCAGGACAGCCCAUGUCUAAGCUGCAGAGGGAGAUGAGUGGAGGGGUGUCGGAAGCGGUUGGUGAGAUGUGCAAGUGGAAAAUUAGCUUGGAUGUCAAUCACUUCGCUCCCUCGGAGAUCACGGUCAAAACACAGGAUGGAUUUUUGGUAAUUGCAGGAAAGCAUGAGGAAAGACUAGAUGAGCACGGCUACAUUGCUAGAUGUUUCACAAGAAAAUACACACUCCCAGGUGGUGUUGAUGCUGAAAAUCUCCAGUCGCAUCUGUCCGCAGAUGGGAUCCUUACAGUGGAGGCACCAUUACCCAGCAUUCCCCUCCCUGCUGAUGUCAAUAUCCCCAUCCAGCUGGAGGAAACCGUUGGAGGAAAACAAGAAGAUGCUGAUGAGCCUCAAGUUGAAGCAGAAGCGAAACCAGAAUCAUUUGAAGGAGAAACGCCUGAACCCUCAGUCUCAACUGAGCUUCCUGAGGGUGGACAGAUCACCGAACGAGACCAGCAGACUGUAUCUGAUGUAGAUCCAUCUAGAGAACCACAACCCCAGUCCAUCUCAGAAGCUGCACCAGGUACCACUGAGUCUGAAAGAGAGCAGGUCGGUGAACCCGGAGAGGAGGACAAAGAAGGUGCUUUUCAAGAGGCGGUUGAGGGCACCGAACGAGACAGAGAGGAAGUCCAUGAGUCUGCAGACAAGCCUCAGGCUCCAGAGACUCAAGACACCAGCACCUCCGAGCAAGGAGAGCAAGCAGAGGCCACGCAGCCUCGAGAACUGGAAGGUGAAGAAGGAUAUACAGACCCUGCUGUGACAGAAGAUGAGCAAUCAACCUUCGGGCAAACCCAGGAGGUGUUCAAGCCUCAGCAGGUGCUUCAAAAGGAAAUGGAUGUAGGCAAAAUGUAG
Messenger RNA from Sinocyclocheilus grahami, 1116 nucleotides. RefSeq lists its product as uncharacterized. The transcript has 4 exons. Lineage: Eukaryota; Metazoa; Chordata; Actinopteri; Cypriniformes; Cyprinidae. Gene Ontology annotation, biological process: protein refolding; negative regulation of apoptotic process; response to heat. The coding region runs from base 1 to 1116 and encodes 371 amino acids. The record is from RefSeq and is a predicted model, not a curated record. Gene Ontology annotation, cellular component: nucleus; cytoplasm.